AUGACUAAUAUUCAAAAGCUCUCAACUACAAAAGGUAAAUCCAUGAUUUUUCAUGAUGGUUACGCGUAUACAUUAGAACGAAGUACCGAUAUCAAACUCAUUUUUUGGUGUCAGAAACGUGAUUGCAAAGGGCGUUGUCAUACAAAUCUGGCUACGGAUUUAUUUUUGACACCACCCACUGUACAUUCACAUGCACCAAAUCCAGAUCACCUUCCAUUUUGCCCAACAGUAACUUGGAAUUCCACGGGAAUCACUUUUGCUAAUGAAUCGAUUGUUGGUCAACGUCCUCUCGCUAUUUUUGUCAACACAAACAACACAGUCUAUGUCGCUAAUCAAGAAGAAAAUGAAAUUGUCAUGUGGGAGGAAGUUGUGAAAACAUGGUUGAAUGAUCCUGUAAUGACAUCGAUCAUUGUUGCUGGAACUGGUAUUAAAGGAUCUAAUUCAAAUCAACUCUCGUAUCCUCGUGGAAUCUUUGUCGAUGUGAGCUUGGAUUUAUAUGUCGCAGAUUGUGAUAAUCAUCGAGUUCAAUUGUUUCAGUUAGGAAACUCAAAUGGCAUCACAGUAGCAGGAAGUCAAUCGCCAAAUCCAACAAUUUCGCUUAGUUGUCCAACUGGCAUUGUGUUAGAUGAUGAGAAAUAUUUAUUCAUUGUGGAUAGUUUCAAUGAUCGCAUUGUUGGAUCAGGAGUGAAUGGUUUUCGAUGUUUAAUUGGAUGUUAUGGAGGAGGUUCACAGUCCAAUGAAUUGUCUGUCCCAUUUACUCUUAGUUUCGAUCGUUCUGGAAACAUGUUUGUUACUGAUCAAUUGAAUCAUCGAAUUCAACAGUUUCAACUGUUAGAAAAUUCUUGUGUUUGGAAUCGCAAUGGAAUCACUUUUGCUAAUCAAAUGGCCCUUGGUUCUAAACAUCUCACUAUUUUUAUCAAUGGAAAAAAUUCAGUUUACACGAUUAAUAAAGAAAAAAAACAAAUUUUAAUUUGGCAUGAAGGUAAUAUUGACCCAGCAGUGAUCAUUCCUAGUGAUUUUUAUAAUCCAUCUUCUCUUUUCGUUACAUCGAAUGAUGAUAUUUAUAUUGAUAAUGGUGAAAAGAAUGGUCGAGUAGAGAAAUGGAUAUCAAAUACCAGUACUUGGGUUACGGUUUUGUUUGCUUAUUCAUUAGGCAAGGGUCUCUUUAUUGACACAAUGGAUAAUUUAUAUUGUUCGAUGUCUAAUCAUCAUCAUGUUGCGAAAAGAUAUUUGCACGAUCAUAUUAUGAUAUUGGCUGUCGUCACUGGAACAGGUGAUAAAGGAUCUGCCUCGACUGAGCUUAAUCAUCCUCACGGAAUUUUCGUCGAUGAAAAGUUCGAUUUAUAUGUAGCAGACUGCGGAAAUAAUCGAGUUCAAUGCUUUCGUUCACGGAAAUCACAUAGCAUCACUGUCGCAGGAGAUAAAUCAUUCAGUUCCACAAUUCCUCUUAAUUGUCCGACUGGGAUAACAUUUGAUGCUGAGAAAUAUUUAUUUAUUGUCGAUUCAAAUAAUCAUCGAAUUCUUCGAUUAGGACCAAGUGGUUUUCGAUUUGUUGUUGAAUGUCGCGAAGGUGUUUUCCAAUUCACUCAAUUGUCUUCUCCAUUUAGUCUUAGUUUUGAUCGUUUUGGAAAUAUGUUUGUUACUGACACAGGAAAUAAUCGAAUUCAAAAGUUUCAAUAUCUGAAAAAUUCUUGUGGUAAGUUGAAAAUGGAGAAUGUAUACAAUAAGAGAUGUAAAUUGUGUCGAUGA
Molecule: messenger RNA, 1749 nt
Organism: Didymodactylos carnosus
Lineage: Eukaryota; Metazoa; Rotifera; Eurotatoria; Philodinida; Philodinidae
Source: the annotation of a GenBank genome assembly